This is a messenger RNA of Hippoglossus stenolepis (Pacific halibut), 4457 nucleotides long. RefSeq names its product sema domain, immunoglobulin domain (Ig), transmembrane domain (TM) and short cytoplasmic domain, (semaphorin) 4Ba (gene sema4ba). The transcript is spliced from 15 exons. The coding region runs from base 517 to 3030 and encodes 837 amino acids. Gene Ontology annotation, biological process: positive regulation of cell migration; neural crest cell migration; negative chemotaxis. NCBI's taxonomy places the organism in Eukaryota, Metazoa, Chordata, Actinopteri, Pleuronectiformes, Pleuronectidae. Gene Ontology annotation, molecular function: chemorepellent activity; semaphorin receptor binding. The record is from RefSeq and is a predicted model, not a curated record.
GCAGGCUGUAGUAACCUCACUGUGUCAGGGAGAGAGGGAGUGUGUGGACCUGCACACUCAGACCUGUCAUCUGCUGGAGCUUUAAACUCGGCUGGUUGUGUGGAUUUUCCUCUGACACUUCCUGGACGAGGAGUCAGUCAGUGUGUGUCUGUGUGUGUUUGUGUGUGUGUGUGUGUUUCACCUAAAGGACCCUGUUUUUAGAUCUGAGGGAAGUUUUUCUGUGUCACGGCUGAGUAUCACAGAGUAUCUGAGGUGAGACGCCGCAGUGUUCUUUUGUCCAUGGCGGCUGUUCGGUGGAGGCCGUCCGUCUUGUUCUGAGGUCACAGAUCAUCAUUUCACGAGUGUCCUGACUUCACAACAGUGCAUCAGUCUUCCAUUCAAGGAGCCCGGUGCUGCAGCGAGACAGAGAGGGGGAGAGAAAAAUAAACACAGGUUUAAAAAAAGACGCUCUUCAUGAAUUCCCCAAAACCCUGAAAGGCAGACAGUGUGAGUUGGCUGGCGGUCUUACAGGAGGCAAUGGGGUGGACAAUGACUAUGGCUCGGCUCUGUCUCCCAGCCUACACUGUGCUGCUGGUUGGCUGCUUUCAUACGGCUGUCACAGAAAAUGAUGUCACUCCACGCCUCACCUUCUCCUACAAUGCGAAGGAGAGGACGACCAGAAGUUUCUCAGUCGACGGGGUCUCCAACUACACCUCCCUCCUCCUCAGUAAAGAAGACAACACGCUGUACGUCGGCGCUCGGGAGAUCCUCUUCUCUCUCAACCUCUCUGAUAUCAGCGCAGUCAAGCUACAAAGAAACCUGACGUGGAUAACUCCGGAGAAGAAGAGAGAAGAAUGCGGUUUUAAAGGCAAAGACCUGCAAACGGAUUGUUUCAACUACAUCAAGAUUUUACUCCGUAUGAACAGCACUCAUCUGUACGUGUGUGGGACCUACGCCUUCAGCCCCAUCUGUGCUUACAUAAAUGCGGCCGACUUCUCCCUCGUCAAGUCUGACAGCGGUGAGAUCGUUGCAGAGGACGGACGAAGCCGCUGCCCGUUCAACCCUGAAUACAAGUCCACGGCCAUCAUGGCGGAUGGGGAGCUGUAUGCUGGGACAGUCAGUAGUUUCCAAGGAAAUGAACCCAUCAUUUACAAGAGUCUGAGCCAAGGAACAGCACUAAAAACAGAAAACUCCCUCAACUGGCUUCAAGACCCGGCCUUUGUUGGCUCUGCCUUCAUACAGGAGAGCCUGCCCGAGGGCAACCCGGUGGGCGACGAUGACAAGAUUUACUUCUUCUUCAGUGAAGCAGGAAAAGAGUUUGAUUUCUUUGACAACACCAUUGUGUCACGCAUUGCUCGCGUGUGUAAGGGCGACACUGGAGGGGAGAGAGUUCUGCAGAAGAAAUGGACGACUUUCCUCAAGGCUCAGCUCCUCUGUUCUCUGCCCGAUGAUGGAUUCCCCUUCAACAUAAUCCAGGACAUGUUUGUGUUGACGCCGAGCCCAGAUGACUGGAAGAACACUGUGUUUUAUGGAGUCUUCACAUCUCAGUGGUACAAAGGGGCCUCAGGAAGCUCUGCAGUCUGCUCCUUCACCAUGGAGCAGGUGGAAAAAGCGUUCGACGGACGAUACCGAGAGGUCAACAGAGAGACCCAGCAGUGGUACACAUACAACCACCCGGUCCCAGACCCUCGGCCUGGAGCGUGUAUCACCAACGCUGCCAGAGAGCAGGGCAUCUCCUCCUCGCUGCACAUGCCGGACAAGGUGCUCAAUUUCGUCAAAGACCACUUCCUGAUGGACAGCGUGAUCCGCAGCCAGCCUCUCCUGCUCAAACGUAACGUCCGCUACACGCAGAUCGCUGUCCAUCGAGUCCUGGUGGCGCACAAGGCCUAUAACGUGCUCUUCAUUGGCACAGAUGAUGGACGGCUCCAUAAAGCCAUUAACGUCAACAACAAGAUGCACAUCAUCGAGGAGAUGGUGCUCUUCCGUGAUUCCCAACCGGUGCAGCACAUUGAGCUGGAUACUGACAAGGGUCAGCUCUACGUUUCCUCUUUCUCUGAGCUGGUGGAGGUCCCAGUCGCCAACUGCACUAAUUACCAGAGCUGCGGAGAGUGCAUCCUCUCCAGGGAUCCUUACUGCGCCUGGAACGGGAGGCUGUGUCUGGAUGUCAGGCAGGCGUCAGCACGAAGUGUCUGGCAGCAGGAUGUGGAUGAGGCCGACACGUCAGCUAUUUGCAACAAGGCGGUGCCAAGCCCACGUUCUGCAAAACUUCCACCUACACGAACGCCUUCGUGCCAGGUGAUCAUUAUCCCAGCCAACACAUUCAAAGUACUGCCUUGCAAACUGCGCUCCAAUCUGGCUGAGCGGAGGUGGGAGUUCAGCGAGAGUGCAGGUCACUUCCAUUACCCCAGCCCAGACGGAGGCCUGGUGGUGGUAGCUCAAGCUGACAGGCAGGAAACCUACGAGUGCUGGUCGGUGGAGGAAAGCUUCAGGCAGCUGCUGGCGAACUACUGUGUGAGGGGCGAGGCCAAGCAAGAGAGCACCACCCUGAACGGCCGAUUGCACACGCCGCAGAUCUCCCAGGAGGAGUUCAUCAUCCUGCCGGGGAAGGCCCGCUUGCCGCAGAUGAACACCAAGACCUACUGGAACGAGCUGAUCGUGGUGUGUGCCCUCCUGGUGUUUUCCCUGGUCGUCUUCUUAUUGUUUGUGGUCUACAGGAACCGCAACCACAUGAAGUCCAUGCUCAAGGAGGGAGAGUGCCCCAACAUGCAGCAGAAGAAGCCCAGGAUAGUGGUGAAACCGGCCGAGAACUUGCCGCUCAACGGCAACACGGUCACGGCGUCGGUGUCAGACCACAAGGGCUACCAGACCCUUAAUGACAACUACAUUUGCAGCACUCCGCCGCACGAGUGCUCAUCGCCCGACAACAGCAAGGGCUUCUCCGAGUCGGAGAAGAAGCUCCUGAACUUGAAAGAGAGCCACGUAGAGAUUUCUCCCGCAUGCCCGCGACCUCGAGUCCGACUUGGCUCUGAGAUUAAAGACUCUAUAGUGUGAGGCUACAGCUUCGUGUUCAUGUGGAGAGACUCAUUUUAAACUGAAAGGAGAGAGUGCACUUGCUGAGAAAGACAAAACCCUACAAGAGGGGAAACAGACUCUUCAUGGAGAACACAUUUCAUUACACCGAUUUUGCACUUUGUCUUUUUUUUUUUUUGUUCUGUCCCUGUGGCCCAUGUACAUUUCAUUGUAUUUUUCGUCUCACAUGCAUUUUCUAGUGCAUUCAUAAGCGCACUGGAGAAGUUCCAGUUUGCCUUCAGACUUUUGAUGCUUUCACAUACGGCUCACGGGAAUGUACCGGGCGUAGCUGGAGCGUCACAACCACGAUUCAGAGACUGAACUUCUUAGCAUUGCCCCUCCAGUCCGUCCAUGUAAUCUAGAGGUGAUGCUUCGAAAGGCGGAGUGAUGUUCAGACGUGUUCCCACUAACAGCUGAUACAGUGUUUUCUGUUUUUGAUUUUCAUUCUGUCAUCUGGUUAGAGCCGACCCCCUGCUGAGGCUAUGCACUAUGUUCUGUACGGUAGCAAGUCAAACACCAGAAUACACACUAACAAGUCAGUGACAGGCAAGAAAGAAACAUAGGUGCCCUGUGAAAAAGUCUCCAUUAGCCCGUGUGUGUUCACCAUAGACUGUAUAUAAAGCUGGACGACAUGUCUACACUUCCUCCCGUUGUGCAAAAGCUAAAAUAUCCUGCACAUAGCUACCGCCAUCUUGCAUUUUGACAUAAUUUGGAGCCAGAGUCUUUGCAGUAGUGAUCGUGGUGUGAAGCCACAUUAUCGAGGUCCCUGCCGAUAAAUGCACUUGAAGUAAUUAGGACCAAACUUACCGGAAAAACAUGAGCACUUGAACAAACAUCAGUGUGAUGAGAACUACCUAAAAUGACAUCAACCAUCUUUGAGAAGAAAAAUAUUUUAUCUGUAUUUUGACUUUUCAGUGGCUUUUUUAAUCAACAUGGAUGAGGCCCAUUUGUCAACCUAUACUGCAGCCAGCCACCAGGGGGCUGUCAUGUCAUCCAUCUUUAUAUACAGUCUGUGGUCUGAACCAUACACUGUACAUAAAGAUGAACGACACGUCUCCACUUCCUCCCACCAUCCAGAAAGGAAGCCAAAAAAUCCCAGAUAUGAAAGAGGCCGUCUUGAUUAUUUGGAGCUAGAGUCUGCACAGUAGCAGAGUCCCGAACACGCGCUCGACCAAUUAUGAAUCAUUAUUCAUAAUUACCCCAUUUUAUAGCGUCAAAUAACAUAAAACCUAACUUACUGGUAACAUUAGCACUUGAACAAAGAGGAGGAUGGUUUACGACCUAUACUGCAACCUGCCACCAGGGGACAGAUCAAGAGGAUGUGGCUUCACUUUUGGGAAGCAGUCAUGUUGUCCAUUUUUAUAUAAAGUCUACGUUUCAGACACGUAUAUUCAUUGUUUUGUCUGAAA